AUGCUGCUCGCCGGAGUGCAGACGCUUGUGGGGCGGGCCCGCGAAGACUUUGGCGGGCCGGACACGCCGCGGCAGCCACAGGGCGCAGCGGUAAAGGGCGAGUUCCCGGUGGCGGCGACGAGCAGUCCAGGCUCUGUGCGAGUGCUCUCGGCCAACAUGUGGGGCGUGCCGACGUCACCGCUGGUGCGCAAGCGGUUGCGGACGCUGGGCGCUGUGCUGGCCGACUACGAUCUCAUUGCCCUGCAGGAGGUGUGGCACGUCCGCGAUCGGGCUCUGGUGCGGGAGCUGGCUGCUGACGCCGGCCUCACCUACACCCACGCCUUUUGCCACGGCUCGGGCAUGGCAGUUUGGCCGGGCCAGCAUGGGACUGGCCUGAUGAUCAUCUCGCGUUGGCCCAUCGUCGACGUCGCCUACCAUCGGUUCUCGGUCACCGGCCGCCCGUACGCUUUUCAUCAAGCCGACUACUACGGCGCAAAGGGCAUCGGCUGGGUCCGCGUCGCCUCGCCGCAUGGCCUCAUCGACGUCUUUGACACCCAUCUGGUGGCGCAGUACUCGGCCGACCCGCACGACGAGUACUCCAAGACCCGCCUUGGCCAGGCCUUUGAGCACGCCUCGUUUGUGUCGUCGGUGGCCGGCUCGACGCCUUUCGGCGGCGCCGGCUACGUCCUGCCCGACGGCUCGCGCGCUGUGGGCCCUGUUAUUCUUGUUGUCGACAUGGGCGACUUUAAUGCCCCGCCGAACUCGCUUGUCGUCGCCGCUGUCCACCAUCUGUGCGGCCUUCGCGACGCGUACGCCGAGUCUGACGACGGCCGCGCCGGCAAGCCCGGCUUCACUGGCGAGGGCCCAACCGGUGAGGCGCAGCGGAUGGACUACAUCUUUUACGCCUAUGCUCCGCACCAGCCGUGGCUUCUCGAGUAUGCCCGCCCGCUCGACGAUCUCGUUGUGCCUGGCGAGCAGCCUGCUGUCCCAGUCUCGGACCACGCGCCGGUUGCGGCCUCGUUUCGGCUCGUCGACUCGAGCACUUUGCUCCCGCUGCCGCUGCCGCAGCUACCUGCGGCCGGCACGCGCGACCAGACUCUGACCGAGCUCGUCGCCGAAAUCGAAGCCGGAGUAGUCGAGAUUGCCGCCAGGCGCAACCGGCACAAGCUGCGGUUCUGGCGCGCGCUCGCCGGCCUCGUUGCCAUCCUGCUGCUCUCACUCUUUGUCUCGUCGCGGUACGCGUACACUGUGGUUGCGAUUGCGACGUACGGCUCGUCAGCAGGCCAGCUGUUUGGCGGCCUCCUUGUCCAGGCCCUCUCCAUCGGCCUGGUCUCGGUUCUUCCGCUCAUGUUCAUGGCGGUCGUUCUAGCGGGCUACGUCUGCGUCGAGUUCUUCCUCGCCUGGUACACCCGAGGGUGGUGA
Molecule: messenger RNA, 1401 nt
Organism: Thecamonas trahens ATCC 50062
Lineage: Eukaryota; Apusomonadida; Apusomonadidae
Product: sphingomyelin phosphodiesterase 2
Exons: 2
Coding region: 1-1401 (466 amino acids)
Cellular component (GO): cytoplasm
Molecular function (GO): sphingomyelin phosphodiesterase activity
Source: RefSeq, a predicted model, not a curated record